CAACGCAAAAGGCAGCAUGACAAGAGUUGAGCACAUGAUCAAACAGGCCUCAGAUCUCAAACAGAUUUCUGCCUCAUUGUUAUCAGAAAGAAUAUAAAUCGACACCAAUCCACUUCACCCUUGUCAAUAUUUCAUCACUAGCACAAGAGACUUGAACCACAAUGCAGCAAGUAACAAAAAUCAUCCAACAAGCCUGUAAGAAUCAAAGCCCUCUACCUUUACUACCUACCAUUACCAAUACCAUGAAGUGCCUCAGGUCCAGACCGCUGGCUGCUCUUGCUCUUACACUUUCACUGCUAUUAUCAACCUGGUCUCCUAGAGUCAAAUCUAAGGCUAUCCCAUCUAAAGAAGUGAAUUCUUUGCCCCUCGGCAAGACUUCAUCUUCUCAGGCUGCACAAAGGAAAAACCCUUCAAGGCAGGUGGUGGAUUCAUGUUUCAGAAGGAUACCUCCAAGCAAAUCUAAUCCCACGCAGAAUAAGUUUGAUCCUCUCACAAAUGGCGGAUAGGACAGCAUAAAGGUUACAGCAAUAAUAAACAUAUCUGUCCUGUUUCUUUCACUUCUUUUUAACUCUUUCAUGUUUAAAUUAACAUAAUAGAUGGUUGUACCUGGGGUUUCACCUUUGGACUGUCAUUUAUUAUAUAUAUGCACUACGUUCUGCAUUGUAUUUAAAGUUU
Messenger RNA from Neltuma alba, 675 nucleotides. RefSeq lists its product as uncharacterized. The record is from RefSeq and is a predicted model, not a curated record. Bases 162 to 506 code for a protein of 114 amino acids. The transcript is spliced from 2 exons. NCBI's taxonomy places the organism in Eukaryota, Viridiplantae, Streptophyta, Magnoliopsida, Fabales, Fabaceae.